CCCAGUCUCUCAACAGAGAUAUCCAACUUGAACCACCCAGGAGAAUAAGAUUUCUUCUACAUCCUGAGGACUGUGGAGACCUUCCUGAAACUGUUCCUUAUGGGUAUAGCACUGCUGAGCUCCCACUCCUAGGCUUUUAAUAGUGAGCUGGCGAAAUGCUUUGAUGACCCCCAAUAUGAAGACCUGCUCAGACUACUGAGGGUUGGCCUGGGAGCACCCACUGAGAAGAAGAGUGUGGUAGUGAUUGGAGCUGGCAUGGCAGGGCUUACUGCUGCCAAAGUCCUACAGGAUGCUGGUCACCAGGUUACUGUGCUAGAGGCCUCUGGGCGAGUAGGUGGGAGAAUUGAGACUCAUCGAGUGCCCGGGGCAGAAUGGUAUGCUGAACUCGGUGCCAUGCGGAUCCCUGCCAACCACAGGUUUUCUCAUGAACUCAUCAGUCAAUUUGGAUUGAAGCUGAAUGAGUUCUCCAGAUAUGAUGACCGAACAUGGGUCCUCAUCAAUGGAAUGCAUCGACGGACUGGGGAUGUACAAGCCAAUCCUGGCCUCCUUGGCUACCCUGUCUGGUCAGACGAAAAGGGGAAAACAGCCGACAAAUUGUUUGAUGAAUCCUUGAGGAAGGUGGUGGAAGAGUUGAAAAAGAGCAACUGCAGCCAAAUACUAGAAAAGUAUGAUUCUUUCUCCACUAAGGAAUAUCUGAUUAAGGUGGGAAAUCUAAGUCGGGGUGCAGUGCAGAUGAUUGGAGAUCUCAUGAAUGCUGAUGCUGGUUACUAUGAAGCCUUCACUGAGACCUUAAGAGGAGUUAUUUUCUUCUUCCAAAAUCCUAGGUUUGAGGAAAUUACUGGUGGCUUUGACCAGCUCCCGAAGGCCUUACAUGACUCCCUCAUCCCUGGCACUGUCUACCUCCACUCACAAGCAGAGCAGGUAAUAAGGGAUGGAAACUAUGUCCACAUUGUCCAUCAGACACCUGACCCACUUCAGCCUCAUGCCUGCCUCACUGCCAACUAUGCCAUUGUGGCCACAACAGCUAAGGCUGCCCGGCUCCUCCACCUCCACCCACCUCUAUCUCCAGGCAAAGAAGAUGCCCUGCGCUCAAUCCACUACAACAGUGCCACCAAGGUGAUCCUGGCCUGCACCAAGCGCUUCUGGGAACAGGAUGGCAUUUAUGGUGGGAAGUCCAUAACAGACCGUCCCUCUCAAUUUAUCUACUACCCCAAUCAUGACUUUCCCAAAGGAACUGGUGUCAUCUUGGCCUCCUACACCCUGGAUGAUGACUCUACCUUCUUUGCUGCCAUGGAUCAAAAGCGGGUAGUAGAUGUAGUGUUAGAGGAUUUGGCUGCUAUCCAUAAUCGCCCCAAGGAAGAGCUUCAAGCCUUUUGCCCCUAUUCUGUGGUCAAGCGUUGGAACCAAGAUCCGUACUCCAUGGGCGGCUUUGCCUUCUUUACUCCCUACCAAUAUGUAGACUAUUUCCAGGAACUCUUCAAGCCUGAAGGGAGGAUAUACUUUGCAGGAGAGCACACCACCCUCCCUCAUGGUUGGAUUGAUACAACCAUUAAAUCUGGACUCCGGGCAGCCCAGAGUAUUCAAGAAGCUGUGGAAUUAUUGAAACAGGACAAGGAAGCCAAGAAGGAGACUAUGCCUAAGAGUGAGUUGUAACCAGUGAAAAAACACUUUACAUUGAUGAGAUAGUAUAGUGUAUUGUAGUGAAAGGAACCUUGACUUGGAAUCAAGAAAGACCCUGAUUUACAUCUUGCCUCUGGCACAUGUUAGCUAUUUGACCAGAGGCAAGUCACUUAACUUCCUCAAAAUUUCCUUACUUUUCUCAUCUGUAAAAUGGAGAUAAUAAUACAUAUUGGUUGGUACCAACCCCACAGAAUUAUAAUGAUGCUCACUUAAAUCCAAUUCAUCUGCAUGUCAUGGCAUCACCACCCUGAUGUCAUGGUCCCCUUAGAGAAUGAAGGACAAACAACAAUGAUGAUGAUGAUCAAAUGAAAUGAUGUCUACAAAUGUGCUUCUGAAAAUAUUAAAGGACGUUCCUGACCUGUCUACAUGUUCUUGGCUGAUUUCCUAAUCAUGGCGAUGGGUUGAAGAGACCUGCCUACAAUUUGUCUCACCUUUGACACAAUGAUGCACAUUUGUGAAAUAGAUGCCUGGAUAAUAUCUUCAGCUAAGGAAUAAAGAACAGAGAAAAAUCAGGUGGAGAUCAAACCCCAAACCUUGCUCUAAGAAGUUCUAUGUUGUGACCAACUGAGGUAAUUAGCCCAGUAACUAGUCUUUUAAUAAAGACAUCACAUUGUAGUUUGUUAAUCAUAUUUA
Messenger RNA from Vombatus ursinus (common wombat), 2313 nucleotides. RefSeq names its product L-amino-acid oxidase-like. The record is from RefSeq and is a predicted model, not a curated record. Gene Ontology annotation, molecular function: L-amino-acid oxidase activity; polyamine oxidase activity. The transcript is spliced from 7 exons. The coding region runs from base 256 to 1653 and encodes 465 amino acids. Lineage: Eukaryota; Metazoa; Chordata; Mammalia; Diprotodontia; Vombatidae. Gene Ontology annotation, biological process: amino acid catabolic process.